Molecule: messenger RNA, 955 nt
Organism: Eurytemora carolleeae
Lineage: Eukaryota; Metazoa; Arthropoda; Copepoda; Calanoida; Temoridae
Product: transcriptional repressor CTCFL
Exons: 2
Biological process (GO): regulation of transcription by RNA polymerase II
Cellular component (GO): nucleus
Molecular function (GO): DNA-binding transcription factor activity, RNA polymerase II-specific; RNA polymerase II transcription regulatory region sequence-specific DNA binding
Source: RefSeq, a predicted model, not a curated record
GAGUACACGUAGAUCAGAACUUUGAUUUUCUGCAAUCUGAACCAAAGAAAUUCAAGAGUGGUAAUGAUGGAUAUCCAUGUAAUGAUUAUGAGUACGUAGCUUCAAGAGCUAAUCAUUUAAAGAGACAUGUUGAAAAUAAGCACAUAAGAAUAAGAUAUGCUUGUGAGUAUAUUUCAACAAAAGCAGAUCAUUUGAAGGUUCAUGUUGAAAAUAAACACGAAGGAGUAAGAUAUUCUUGUUCUCAAUGUAAAUAUGCCGCGACUACAGCAAGUAACCUGAAAAUUCAUGUUGAAAAUAAACAUGAAGGAGUAAGAUAUCCUUGUUCUCAAUGUAAGUAUGCCGCGACUACAGCAAGUAGCCUGAAGAUUCAUGUUGAAAGUAAACACGAAGGAGUGAGAUAUAUAUGUGCUCAAUGUGAACAUGCCGCUUAUUCAGCAAGGGAUCUGAAGAGACAUGUUGAAAAUAAACAUAAAGGAGUAAGAUAUCCUUGCUCUCAAUGUGAGUAUGCCGCAACUACAGCAAGUAGCCUGAAGAUUCAUGUUGAAAAAAAACAUGAAGGAGUGAGAUAUUCUUGUUCUCAAUGUGAGUAUGUUGCAACUCAACAAAAUGUCCUGAAAAUUCAUGUUGAAAAUAAACAUGAAGGAGUAAGAUAUCCUUGCUCUCAAUGUGAGUAUGCCGCAACUACAGCAAGUUACCUGAGGAGACAUGUGGAAAGUAAACAUGAAGGAGUAAGAUAUUCUUGUCCUGAAUGUAAUUAUGCUGCAACUCAGAAAGGAGCUCUGAAAAAACAUUUUAAAAAUAAACAUAAUUGAGUUUAGAUAUGUCUAUUCUGAUAAUGCUGCCAAGGAAUUGCAUACAAAUUUACCAUAACUGGGGGCUAUCAAACUUUAAUUUUUUUUUUGGUUUUGAAUUUGUGGAAACUUAUGUCACAUAAUUAAAAUUUUCUAAUCUUAAU